AUGCGUGCCGCGUGCGCAAGUCGAGAUGUGACGGGCAACGACCCUCGUGCUCCAAAUGUGCUUGUGCGCAAGGAGUACCUUGCUGACUUGGAAAAUCGCGUGGCCGCCAACGAGCGUGGCGUGCAGCGGCUGGACAGGUUGUUCAAAUGCCAUCUUUCUAACUGUGUCGAGAGCACCAUUGAUGUAGCCACGCGACAGUCCCACCGUUCGGUGGGAUCGGAAGCGGUGUUACCGCCAGAAGAAAGCCCCUACCGCGCCAACGUUCUCGAGGAACCGCUGGACGAAGACGCAACGGUGAACAAUGGCAUGGCCAUGACUUUCACCGAAGAGCGUACGUCUGCUUACUUUGGAGAAUCAUCAAAUCUUCAUUUUACGCGUGUCCUGCUACGUGCAACCACUGCUUUCCAUCAGUUUCCGUCGAGCUCGAGCACCCAGAUGACAGUCGACAAAGAUUCGAUCUUGGUAGAAAGUAACAUGGAGAGGUUGUCGCAAUUUCAAACAUCCCCUCCGGCAGCUGUUUCCAACCUUCCAGAAUCAGAGCUAACGGCCUUGCCGUCGGAAGAGGAGAUGGAGCGCCUAAUCGAUAUCUAUUUCGACACUGUCGGCAUGGUAUUCCCUAUCAUUCACCAGGAGACGAUGAGAAACACAUACGCUGAAUUUAAAGCCAAUGGCUUCACAAGGGUCCGUAGGACAUGGCUAGGCACUCUAAACAUGAUGUUUGCAUUUGCAAGCAAGUUCGUCCAAGCCGAGAGCAAACAGCCAUCUGGCAAAGCGCGCGUCGACAACUCAGAAAUGUUUUACGAUAGGGCGAAGGGCCUUUGUGACGGAAUCACUCGAACAGUGAUAAGCAUCGAAAUAAUCCAUUACCUCGUCCUAGUGAUUAUCCAUUGCCAAGGUACGCAGAGGUCUAUUCAAGCCUGGAACAUGCACGGUCUACUCGUGCGUUCGGCAAUUGCGCUGGGUCUACAUAGUGACUCUCACCGGAGAGGACUGACCCCGCUUAUGCAAGAGGUCUAUCGUCGCACCUGGAUGGUUAUCUACGGGAUAGAUAAAGUCCUGAGUGUGGUUUUUGGCAGACCAUGUGCGAUCAUGGACGAGGCGGUGCUGCACCGGCAGCUAUCAUCAUGGUCGUCCCAUACACCACACGAUAGUCCCAGCAAUGUUGAUGAUUUGCCCGGCCAAUUCAUCAAUGUGUCAUAUGUGCUGUAUCAGCUGACGGGAAUGUCAUUGAUAAAGCAGUACGGCGCCAUCAGGGAGGCUAACAACGUCGAAUCAGACGAACUUGCCUCACUACAAUCAACUGACGAACUCCGAAAGCUUCUCAAGUCAUGGGCAGCCAGCCUGCCUUCACAACUGGGCCUUUGCACACCUCAGUCCGCUAUGCUCCUGGAGAAUACCCAAGCUAACAGAUUACGCGUCAUCCUGACUCUCAGGUACCACAACCUGAAUACCCUAAUCCACAGGCCCUUGCUCAGUUCGACACUAUCACGUGCGUCACACGGGGACAAUCUACACCACGGAACUUCGCCAUACGUCUUUCAGCUAGCAGCGGCAGGGGCGUAUGAAUGUGUGCAUUCGGCAGAAAGCACCAUCGACAUUAUUCAUUCCAUCGUGAGCACCGACCCUACAAGCAAGAACAAUCUGGGCGUGUGGUACUUUACCUUAUAUUACGCCUUUACCGCGUCAUUGGUAAUCUGCGGCCGAUGGCUACUAGCCAAACAUGGACAGAACAACCCUGACGAAGCUGCCAUCGCACACUGCCAAAAAAAUCUCAGCAAAGCCCAGACUAUUUUUCGGGCGCUCAAUUAUGAUGACGCUCUAGUCGAGAGCUGUUCAAAGUACAUUAGCAAUCUAUCUGAGCUGUUCACUUCUCGAGGUCCGAUCUUAUCUCAUGAGACCAGUGGCGAUCUGCGUUCGAUGGCAGGCGAAUCGCAAUCUGAAGACUCAUCCGGUCAGGCAAAUAAUGCAUCCUUCUUCAAUGCAGACGGGCUGGAUGCAUUCGAGUUUUUGACCUCAGAGCUGUUGGAACCUUCGGCAUUUGAAGGCUUUGGCUGGGCCAUGGAUGGAACCUUACGUGGAAUUGUUUAG
Messenger RNA from Exophiala bonariae, 2088 nucleotides. RefSeq lists its product as uncharacterized. Gene Ontology annotation, biological process: DNA-templated transcription; positive regulation of transcription from RNA polymerase II promoter by galactose. Gene Ontology annotation, molecular function: RNA polymerase II cis-regulatory region sequence-specific DNA binding; DNA-binding transcription factor activity, RNA polymerase II-specific; zinc ion binding. The record is from RefSeq and is a predicted model, not a curated record. The coding region runs from base 1 to 2088 and encodes 695 amino acids. The transcript is spliced from 5 exons. NCBI's taxonomy places the organism in Eukaryota, Fungi, Ascomycota, Eurotiomycetes, Chaetothyriales, Herpotrichiellaceae. Gene Ontology annotation, cellular component: nucleus.